Cyprinodon variegatus (sheepshead minnow) is the source of this 3343-nucleotide messenger RNA. It is a transcript of the gene zfyve9b, whose product is annotated as zinc finger FYVE domain-containing protein 9-like. Gene Ontology annotation, biological process: liver development; endosomal transport. The transcript has 16 exons. Gene Ontology annotation, molecular function: metal ion binding. The record is from RefSeq and is a predicted model, not a curated record. Lineage: Eukaryota; Metazoa; Chordata; Actinopteri; Cyprinodontiformes; Cyprinodontidae. Gene Ontology annotation, cellular component: early endosome membrane; endosome. Bases 65 to 2848 code for a protein of 927 amino acids.
UCUCUUUGCUUUUAGGAAAGCCACUGCUGCUUCCUUCCUCUGCACUCAGAUGUAACAGGAUAAGAUGCUGAAGUUCUUCUCUGCCCGGGAUGACGAGAAUGAAAGCCUUUUAGGGGAAGUGACUGAGGAUGAAGGAGACAACCCAUCUCUCCAGGUCUCCAAGCAGCAGUGGCUGAGCAGACCCUGCCUUCUGGUCCUCAAAGAUGGAGACAUGACCAAACCUGGACUGGGCUCUAGUCAACUCCAACCGCAUUCUCCUUCCAAAGCCUCCUCACAUGCAACAUUUCGAGGCCAAUCUGGGCAAACCCCCCCGGAGCAUCCAACUAAAGCAGCUUCACAGUCCCAGCUGGAGGAAGGUAGCUGCACUGUGACCACCAUCUCCAAAUGGGGUGACAGCGACCCCUCCAGCACCCUGGUUUUGACACCUGCCAAUCCCGCUUGGCCAGAAGAGGAAGGUCAGGUGGAAGGCAUUCAGCCUCAAGUUCUGCUGUCAAAAGAGGAGUCUGUUAUUGAGGAGAAGGAAAGGGAGGAAAGUAGUUUGGAGCAGCCAGAGCAUUUCUGCAGCCUAGAUGAAGCUGCAGCAGACAUUUCACAGGACGCACCAUGCAUUAAGACCAAGGAGUUCAAGAAGGCCAGGUCAGAAGCAAUAGAUGAGGAGGGUAGUAAUAUACACACAACAAGUGGAAUAGAAGCAAAGCGGAAGAAUGUAGACCCUCCCGUGGAUCCUGAUAAUGAAUCCCAGAUGAGCUCCUCUGGUGUUCUGUCUGAGGAUCAAGGCGACGUCCUGGGAGAGGUUGCUCCAGUUUGGGUUCCUGAUGCUGAAGCGCAGGUCUGCAUGAAGUGUGGGACCAAGUUUACAUUUACCAAGAGAAGGCACCACUGCCGUGCCUGUGGCAAGGUUUUUUGUGCACUUUGCUCCAAUCUGAAGUUUAGACUAACACAUCUGGAUGGAAAGGAAGGGCGGGUUUGUGUGUCCUGCCAUUCAGCCCUCAUCAGGAGGACUCCUCCGAGAGGUAAAAGGAGGGUGUGGUUUGCAGAUGAAAUCCUCAGCAGCCAGCAGUCCGAAUCAGCUCCAACCACACCGGUGAGAGGACCCACCUUCUCACCUCUGAUGAGGCGAAUGAUGGGCGAGCCUGCUAGAAGUCCAGCUGGUUCCCCACAGAUCAGAAGAGCCGUAAAACCACAGAGGACAACAAUAAAUGAGGCCUGUGGACCUCAUGGUUGGGGCCCCACAGCCUUAGUGAGCAGCUCUGCCAACCUCAUCCCCUUAGAUGGCCUUCCACCCAUCCUCACUUCUACUGGAGUCAAAGGAGACUACACUGUGGAGGAGAAACCGUCUGAGAUGCUGCUUUUUCAGGAGCUGGAAAACAGUCGGGCCAAGCCACUUGUGUUUGUUCUAAAUGCCAACCUUCUUGCUAUGGUCAAGCUUGUGAACUAUGUAAACAGGAAGUGCUGGUGUGUGACAACAAAGGGGAUGCAUGCUGUGGGCCAAGUGGAGGUGGUGGUGCUCCUUCAGUGUCUGCCUGAAGAGAAAACUUUCCCCAAAGACAUUUUCAGUCACUUCAUCCAGCUCUACAGGGACACUGUGAGCGGGAAGGUUAUCAGACACCUGUCGCUCUUCCUGUUCGGCAGACCAUUCCUAGACAGCGAGGAGCAUGCAGGAUUCCUGUACGUUCGCUCCACUCUCCAAUCCCUUCAGGGUCUACCUCUGCCCAACCAGCCCUACCUCUUUGGUCUGUUGGUCCACAGAGCAGAGGUGCCCUGGGCUAAAGCCUUCCCCCUGCGCCUCAUGCUGAGACUAGGUGCAGAGUAUAGAUUUUACCCGUGUCCUCUGUACAGCGUGCGGCUCAGAAAGCCCCUGUUUGGGGAAAUAGGUCACACCAUAAUGAGACUGUUAGUUGACUUUAGGAACUAUCGUUACAGCUUACCAUUAAUACCGGGGCUCACUGUGGAUCUAGAGGCUCAGAAGACUCUUAUAAACAUACCGACUAGCGGGUAUAAUGAGUUAAUGAAGGCCAUAAAUAAGUCCAAUGAGCAUGUGCUGGCAAUAGGGGCAUCCUUCAAUGAGGCAGCAGAUUCCCACCUCAUCUGUGUGCAAACUGACGAUGGCCAGUACCAAACCCAGGCAAUCAGCAUCCACAACCAGCCUCGGAAAGUCACUGGAUCAUGCUUUUUUAUAUUCAGCAGUGCCCUAAAAGCUUCCUCUGGAUGCCUGGCCAAGUCUAGCAUCGUAGAGGAUGGGCUUAUGGUUCAGGUCACCGUGGAGACCAUGGCGGAGAUCCGCCGGUCGCUCCGGGAGAUGAAAGACUACACCGUCACAUGUGGGCGGCUGGACCAACCAGAGAGCCGGGAACUUGUUUGUUUACAGUGGGUGGAGGAGAAGUGCACUGUGAAUAAGGGGGUCAUAAGCCCCAUCGAUGGGAAAUCCAUGGAGUCCAUCAAUAGUACGAAGAUGUUUCAAAAGUCUGAACACAAAGAAAAUGGGAAGAUCAUUCGCUGGACAGAAGUGUUCUUCCUGGUAGGAGGCCACAAUCCCAAGAGAGGAGUGACCGACUCCGCAGAGCAGAGCCGGCUGACGGAGCGCAUCGCCCGGGCGUUUUGCCUGGCCCUGUGUCCUCACCUGAAGCUGCUAAAGGAGGACGGCAUGGCCAAACUGGGGCUGCGGGUCACUUUCAAUUCUCAUGAGGUGGGAUUUGUUGCUGGGAGCAAUGGGCAGCCUCUCCCAGCUCAGUACCUCAAUUCCCUGGAUAACGUUCUGAUUCCAGUCAUCCACAGCAGGGGCCACAAGAGAGGUGAACAGCCUUUAGUGAUGGAGCUCAUCUUUUACAUCCUGGAGGACAUUACUUAAAGAGCGUAUGCACUCUUGCAUCCACCCACUCAUUUAUCCUAGAACUCAGACCACUCCUCCAGCUCUCCUUCAAGGGUAUUAUUUUCAUCAAAAGACGAAAACCUGGAUCUCAUCCAGAGCCGGCAGCCACUCCAGCUAUUUAUCACGAGAUCCAAGUGGUCUGACUCUUAGCUGAUCUAAUGCCACCCGCUUCAAAAAUAAAAACAGGGCCCUGCAUGAUGGAUCAUCAGAACAAAGAUACUGCUGCAAUGUAGUUGGACCUCAUUAGCUUAUUAUUUGUUAUCUUAUAUCUACGCUAGGCAGCACAUGAGUUUUCAUGGUGAAGAUCUUCAAAGUGGGAACUGGAUUUAACCCCAUGACCUUAAUAUGAUGACUAUUAAAAUUAAUGUAGAAGAUAUGUUGUAAUUUUACACAGCGAAUGAAUGCUUAAAGAUUUCUUACUGCUUGGGUUUUAUUUGACUAUUCAAAAAGAGUAAUGUAUGCUUGAAAAUAAAC